AUGUUGGCCUCCCUACUUCGCCCGAGAGCACGCCGCGGGCAGAUUGACCAGUCUCAAUUUUCUUCCCCCUUUGCGGUGACAGACAAUUUACCAUGGUUCGGAUCAGGCGCGCGACGCGGUCCUCGGCAUACGCGUGGGGCAGACUCCAGUGAUGACGAGCCAGAGCUCGAGGACAUUGACGAAAAUGGACACUGGGAGGAGGAUGAGGGGGAAGAGGACGAUGUGCCUAUGGAGUCAACUCCCUUGCUUCCAAUCUUCUCGUCCUCGCAUUUGGAUGCACUCCCUGUCUACGACAUCACCCAUGCUAUUCGUCCCUUAAUCGCCUCACGAUGCGAGACCACCUUGACCUGGGACCAACUCCGGUCUCCCCAGGUGUCGCAGUUUCUCGUCAAGCCUAUUCAGCAACAGAUAAUGUCCGAACACUUUUCGCGAGCCACCCUCUAUGCCCUCAUGGCCAAUUGUUUGCAAUUCGAGAAGGAGAUACACGUGAAUCCAGGGAACAGCGGAGCAAGCCAGACUCGCGCGAUGGUCAGUGAGCUGCUCGCGAUUAAGCUACUGAGGGAAUACACAACUCGCGAAUUGAUUGAUGCACUGUCGUAUGACUUUUAUCCUCUUCAGGGCCAGGACUCAGCCAUGGCAUGGACUGGUGGCCCUCAAGGAAAGGUCACGGGUACCGCUCGGAUCUCUUGUUUGGAGGUGGCAAUUCGUGCGCAAGCAAAACGCUUCCUGGCGCACCCAGUAGUGGUGCAACAAUUGGAGGCCAUCUGGGCAGGAACAAUCGUCUUUCACUCUGCCGCCGAUCAUCUGCAUCGCCCUUUGAAUCGAUCAUCGCCAGGGAAUUAUGACUAUGGGGCAACCGCCGAUCGAGAUGGAAACCCGGUUCCAACUGGAAAUACCACCUUUCGUCGCUCGGUGACGCUGUACAACCCCCGAAAUGCAUCGCUAUUCAAACUUUCGCGGUUACGUGUGCCUCGAUACCGGCAAUUUCUAUCUACAAUUUCCUUCGCAGUUCUCCUGGGACUUUUCUUAGCUGUUCUUGAACAGCGCAGUGGGCGCAUCACAUCUUUGGAGAUUGUAUUUUGGUUUUGGAGUGCGGGAUUCAUGCUCGACGAGAUCGUUGGUUUUAACGAGCAGGGCUUCAGCCUUUAUCUGAUGAGCUUCUGGAAUAUUUUUGAUCUAGGUAUUCUGUUGCUCUUGUUUUGUUACUAUUGUCUGCGUGUCUAUGGUGCAUUUUUGACCUAUCCACGGAGCAAUCAGAUAGCCGAUCAGGCAUACGAUAUUCUGGCGGCUACCUCCGUCCUCCUCUUCCCGCGUCUAUUCUCGAUCCUCGAUCACUACCGUUAUUUCUCGCAACUAUUAGUUGCAUUCCGAAUCAUGGCGUCUGAUCUGAUCGCUGUCUUUGUUCUCAUUGUGAUUGCGUGUAGCGGCUUUUUCGUCGCCUUCUUGUCUUUUGGAAAUGACAACUCUCCAAAGAGCGUCGCAUAUGGUCUGUUCCAACUAGUCAUGGGAUUUACACCGACUGCGUGGGCCAUGUGGGAGGAAUACAAUUUCCUCGGCAGGACCAUUCUGACAAUCUUCCUCUUCAUUUGUCACUUCGUGAUCGUCACCAUCUUGGUUUCUGUCCUGUCGAACAGCUUCAUGCGAAUUGUGAACAACGCGAAUUCUGAACAUCAAUUCUUAUUCGCUGUUAACACGAUAUCUAUGGUUAAGUCAGAUGCGCUGUUUAGCUACGUUGCCCCGACCAACGUUAUCGCUUGGCUUGUCACGCCCUUCCGAUACCUGAUACCUUUCCGCCAAUAUAUUAAACUCAACCGAACCAUCAUCAAAGUCACGCACUUGCCAAUACUCUUUACUAUCUGUCUUUACGAAAAGACAAUUCUGAGUGCCCGUGUGAUGGAGCCGAUGGACCUUGUGGACACAUCGCGUCAAGAACCAUUAGCUCAGACCCGACCCAGUCGAUUCCAAGCCUUUAGCACGAGGCCACCAAGAUUGAUGCGGGAACCAUCGGUAGCUACAUAUCAUAAAGACCAGGCACUGGAAGAGGUCUUCCGGCAGCAAAGCAGCGUCGAACGAACUCGAGACAGACCGGUCAGCAUGCGCAAACACCAAACUAAUAAUGUCAUCAAGGAUUGGAUGCAGGAGGUUGGUUCCGGCCCAGCGCACACCCCAGAUGAGCAAGACUCGGUGAUCAUGGAGCAACUUGAGAUGCCGCUGCGGCGACCUCCGUACCCGAUGCGGAAGUCUACGGGAGCCCAUGGGCGCAAUUUUACAGACACUACUCGAUCUCUGGCUGCUUCCAAUCCUGAAGAGCGAGUCAGUCAUAUUGACAACCCGUCAUUCUAUCCUCAGCAGAGGGAUUCAUCCUCACCCAUGCAAACCCGCCUACUUUCUCAGCAUACUGACAUGGAAGGUGAUGAUGAGCUCGACAGUGAUGAUGGCUCCCAGGAAGAGCAUUCAGAAAAGGGCUCAGUCACUGACGGCGCUCACCCGGUCGGUAGCACGGAGAAGACUACCCCCAAAUUCUACAGCUCCCGGCCAUCCACUGCUAGAAUCGCAUCUCGAAGAGAGAGUCCGGUCCGCCGUCCUAGACACACCCGUAACAUCUCAGGGGCCACCAUGCUGUACAACCCUGUUGAUUCCCCAAAUGAAGAAACCGAAGGGCGAACAACGCCCCCACGGACCCGCAAAGACUCUUCGGAUGAAGAUCACCCACCUGGCCUGUCAACGUCCGCGAAUGUCGGCACUGUGAGACGACAUGCACUCAAUGCAGUCCUCUCACGCAAUCCCUCUCUCGGCUUCAGCCACAUGUCCGUCCCCGAAAUCGAAGGAUUAUACCUAUCUGAUCGCCCGCUCUCACGACGUCCGCCACGGUCGUUGCUGUUUGACCUCGGAUCCGAUCUGGGUGAUAACAAGGCGGUGGCCGGUGGCUUUGGGGGCGCAAUCCCAUCCAGCUUCAACACCCAAAUGGCGCUCGCUACCGGAAAUCUUCGCCGGGACGGACCCAGCCAAAGUCAAGAUAUGCUCAGCAAAUUGGUUCUUGCCCGCAUGAACAACAUUGAAGAGGGAUUCCGAGAGGUUAUCAAAGAGGUAAAAGAUCUUCGACGGACGGAAUCCAGUCGUAGCGGUAGUCGCAGCCGACCGGACGAGUCCCGUCCUGCUACGCGUGAGAAAAAGAAGCGAGAGAAGAAAGAUACAAAAAAGCCAAGGCCACAAUCUGAUGGUAGUGGCCGAGGUCGAGGUCGUGAUGGACAACAGUCUACAGAGACUGACACCCAGCCUUCCGCCUAA
This is a messenger RNA of Penicillium verhagenii, 3288 nucleotides long. RefSeq names its product ion transporter. The transcript is spliced from 2 exons. Gene Ontology annotation, biological process: transmembrane transport; monoatomic ion transport. Gene Ontology annotation, molecular function: monoatomic ion channel activity. The coding region runs from base 1 to 3288 and encodes 1095 amino acids. Gene Ontology annotation, cellular component: membrane. Lineage: Eukaryota; Fungi; Ascomycota; Eurotiomycetes; Eurotiales; Aspergillaceae. The record is from RefSeq and is a predicted model, not a curated record.